Alternaria burnsii is the source of this 777-nucleotide messenger RNA. Its product is annotated as short chain dehydrogenase. NCBI's taxonomy places the organism in Eukaryota, Fungi, Ascomycota, Dothideomycetes, Pleosporales, Pleosporaceae. The record is from RefSeq and is a predicted model, not a curated record. Bases 1 to 777 code for a protein of 258 amino acids. Gene Ontology annotation, molecular function: oxidoreductase activity, acting on the CH-OH group of donors, NAD or NADP as acceptor. The transcript is spliced from 4 exons.
AUGACAGUCUACGUAGUCACCGGUGUGUCCAAGGGUAUUGGAUUUGAACUCCUCAAGCAAAUCUCACAAGACCCGGAGAAUCUCGUUGUCGGUCUGGUUCGCGACCAGGCGUCUACCAAGAAGAAAGUGAUUGCAGAAAUAGGCGAACGUCCAAACAUCCAUAUCCUCAGUGGAGACCUCACCAGUCACGCUAGCCUACAGCAAGCCGCUGCAGAGACCACCGAGAUCGUCGGUGAACGCGGUGUCGAUUAUCUCAUUGGCAACGGAGCAUUUCCGUCUCUCUUUGAUGCCUUCGACCCCAUCGGCGCGUUGGGCGACAAAGUCGAGGAACUAGAACAAGUCUCCUCGAAGCUGUUCAUGACCAACGUGGUCGGCAACAUCCAUCUCUUCAAUCUCUUCCUGCCUCUUGUCAUGAGAGGUAAGGUGAAGAAGGUCAUCGCCAUGUCCAGCGGCCAUGCAGAUCUCGACUUCAUCAACAAUCUUGAGGUCGAGAACAGUUCCUUGUACGCCGCAUCCAAGGCGGCUCUGAAUGCAAUUGUCGCAAAGUUCAACGCGCAGUAUAAGAAAGACGGCGUUCUUUUCAUGAUCACCCCCGACCAGAUGCAAGGUCUGAUGAACUUCAUGGGCAAGAUUUCGACCUACGCACCUGAUUUCAAAGGCGCAACACCUGUUGAGGAUGCUAUUCCGAUUAUCAGGUCGACAUGGGAGAAGGCCAGCAUUGAGGAUGGGUAUGGUGGUGCAUUUGUCUCCCACCACGGAACCAAGCAGUGGCUUUAG